AUGGCAUUCAGACUAAGUUUCAACACUAUAUCGUUCAUAUUGAUAUUGGUAUCGUUUGUGUUCCUAUUGCUAUCUGUUAUAAGUUCACCAGUUGUUACACAACUCAAUGUAGGAAAAACUGCAUCUCAUACUUAUGGAGUAUUUGGGUAUUGUUGGGAUAAUAACUCGCAGUGCUCUUCUGCUACGUAUCCCCUACAGCUAAGCACAAUUAGCGACUCAAGUACAAAUUGGAAAAUGAGCUCGGGAUCAAGAGAUAUUUUGGCAAAGAUUUUCAUUAUUACACCUAUUGCCCUAGGUUUCAAUUUCAUCUUGUUGAUGCUCAUUAUAGUGUCCCAUUUCACCUCAAGAGGUAUUGUAUUGGUGGGUAUUGGUAUUAAUAUCAUAUCUGCAAUAUUGACUAUAAUCAGCUGUGUAGUUACUGUUUUGGCUUUUUACCCAAACUUAGCUUGGACUGGCUGGAUUUUGAUAGGAUCUGCUGCUGCUAAUUUAGUAUCGUUUAUUUUCCUAAUACUCACCUUAACUAUUAUGGGUAAUGACCUGGAUGAAGACGAGGACUUUGAUGAAGACGAGGCCGGAUUUGGGAAAUUCAGCAAUUAUAACAAAUUGGAUGAUAAAUUUAACCACAUACAAACUUCAACUUCCAAAAAUCCAAAUAGUUCAAGCUCGAUCGAGAAUGAUUAUGAAUACAAACCAUAUGGUGGUGGUGGUGGUGGGGGUGGAGUCAAUAAUGGAAACGGCUUUACUUCUAACCGUAACCCCAAUCCUAUCUCUGCUCCUAACAGUGAAAAGGUUUAUGGCAAAACUAACACUUUUACAUCAAAUCCAACAGCUUACACCAACUACUCAACUUCAAAUCCAAAUAUCAGUAAUAAUAUGCAACCACAAGGUAUAAGAAAAGCUAAUGGUUCGUUCCAUAGCAAUUCUUCGUCAUACUAUGUUCAACCGCAAUCUGUUCAUGAUUUCACCCAGGGGCAGACCGGUAGUCCUUCAUUAGGUGGCAGUAGUUCUAAUGUUGGCUAUAAACCAGUUGGUUCCAGUUCCAGUACUCCAGGUUCUAAUCUUUCUAAUAACCCAGCAACAGCACCACAGCCGCCAGCAACUACAACUACAACUACAACUCCUUAUCCGGCCAUUGGUGAUACUCCCCAAAUGGAAACAAAUACAGCAUUUUCAAGGAGUGUGUUUGAACAUCAUCCGCAAGUUGAAGGCCAUAAACCAUUCACAGAGUUGGAAGACGAUUUCGACGACGAGGAAGACUUGAAUGCAGGUAGAAAUAAUGUCGCCGGUACUGGGAAUGAUUCAGAUGAGGAUUCAGAUUUUACCAGUGUUUCUCAAAGAGCACCUAAUCCUCAAUAUAACUACAACAGUGGAUAUGGUCAAGGAAGUUACUACCAGCAACAAUAUUCCAACAUCCAACAAUACCAACAUAUGAAUCAAGUGCAACCACAAAUGCUUCCACAAACGCAAUUACAGCCCCAUUUCCAACUCCAGCAAUCAUACAAUAAUGGUUCUAAUGGUUAUUUUGCACAAAAUCAACCUCCAAUACCACAACAACAAGUUGCGCAAAUGUCUCACGCAUCUCAACAAAGACCAACCAUAUCUGAAAACGCCUUGAAUAGCAAUCCAGACUUUAAUUUCCAAAGAGGCACUCUACUACAACAAAAGAGAAGAGUAGCGCCCGGAUUUGUCCCCGUUGCUGCUAGGUAUAAUGGUAAUGCUGCUAAACCAGGAAUGGGUGCAAAUAAUACUAAUGCUCAAGCAAGCUCAUUAAUGGGGAGAAACGGUGGACCAUACGGAGUGGCAAGGUGA
Lodderomyces oxycetoniae is the source of this 1809-nucleotide messenger RNA. It is a transcript of the gene SRD1, whose product is annotated as Srd1p. Gene Ontology annotation, cellular component: cell division site; plasma membrane; growing cell tip. NCBI's taxonomy places the organism in Eukaryota, Fungi, Ascomycota, Pichiomycetes, Serinales, Debaryomycetaceae. The transcript has a single exon. The record is from RefSeq and is a predicted model, not a curated record. The coding region runs from base 1 to 1809 and encodes 602 amino acids.